UUCCGGGUGUCGACUCGUUGCAAAAUAGAUCAUCCCACUCCGCAGUCGUGGAAGUGGGCAGCCACUGAGAUAAACCUGGAAAAAUAGCGAUAGGAAAAAAUGAUGCUGUCAGAAGUCCUGAAGGUGCUGCGAGGAGCUGGUAAAGUGGGCUCUUCACUGGUCUCCACUCAAGGCGAGCAGCUCCGAUUAAUGGCCUGCAACUCCGCCCUGGGAGCAGGGGUCAAAGUUGCUCAGGAUGUGGUAGACGGACUGGUUGGCACAUUUAUGGGUGGCAGCAGUCAGCAGCAGCAGUCAGUACAGGAGGAUGUGUUUCCAGAUGCGGAGGGCUGGGAGAAUAUGGACCCUGAAGAAGCAGCCAAAUGGGCUGUGGGGUCCGAUUUCCCCCCUGCUGAAGGGGAGCACAGCCAAACAGAAACGGGACCUGCAGCACAGAUGCACACAGGGGUACCUCCUAAAUCAGGAAUGGCAGGAGGCGGCGCAGGCUGGCCUGGGCAGGGUGCUCGCUUCCUUCACAACACCUCAGCCCUCCACCGGUACUACUUCCAGAGCAGGUCUCGCCACAACACUGUUGUGGCCAAGCUCACACCUGAGGACAUCAAGAAAGCCCGGGAGGCAAAGCAGGCAUUGGCCAAACCUGUCAAACAGAAGUGUCCCUCUGCUGCAGGAUUGGCGGUAGGGCUGGGAAUUGGUGCCAUUGCAGAAGUUGCAAAGCAGUCACUAGGAGGCAAACAAAAAGCAGAUGUAAGCUCCCUGCUAGACUCUCCCUUCCUGUCAGAGGCCAAUGCUGAGAGAAUAGUCAGCACUCUGUGUAAGGUCCGUGGAGCUGCUCUCAAGAUAGGCCAGAUGCUCAGCAUACAAGACAACUCCUUUAUCAACCCCCAACUGCAGAAGAUCUUUGAGAGGGUCCGACAGAGUGCAGACUUCAUGCCCACAUGGCAGAUGACUAAAGUUCUGGAGGAGGAUCUGGGGCCAGGCUGGCGAGAAAAGCUCUCAUCCUUUGAGGACAAACCAUUCGCUGCAGCUUCUAUUGGCCAAGUCCACCACGGGGUUUUAAAAGAUGGUAGAGAAAUCGCCAUGAAGAUCCAGUACCCUGGUGUGGCAGAGAGCAUCCGCAGCGACAUAGACAACCUGAUGGCAGUACUGAAAAUGAGCGUGGUUCUGCCAGAAGGUCUGUUUGCAGACAACAGCUUGGAGGUUCUACAGAGAGAACUGGCAUGGGAGUGUGACUAUAAGAGGGAAGCACAGUGUGCCAAGAAGUUCAGAUCACUGCUGGAGGGAGAUGAGUUUUUCCAAGUCCCCGAGGUGAUUGAUGAGCUGUCAGGCCGGAGGGUGCUCGCCAUGGAACUGGUGCAGGGCGUCCCACUGGACAUGUGCGUAGAGCUGGACCAGGAGACCAGGAACCAGAUUGUGUUGUGUGCUCAGGUGAUUUAUGCAGCUUCUGUCGGCGAUCGAGCCACCGUUCUUUCCAAAUCCAAGGACCUGAAAUUCCUGACAGGCUUCGAGGCCAAGGCCUUCGCAGAUGCUCACGUGGAAGCGGUGAUGAUUCUCGGUGAAGCCUUCGCAUCCUCCGAGCCCUUCGACUUUGGCACUCAGAGCACUACUCAGCGCAUUCAGAGCCUCAUCCCGGUCAUGCUCCGCCACCGCCUCACCCCUCCACCUGAGGAGACCUACUCCCUCCACCGCAAGAUGGCCGGCUCCUUCCUCAUCUGCUCCAAGCUGAACGCGAAAAUACCGUGCAAGGACAUGUUCCUCGAUGUGUACCACGCCUACAUGCAGCGUAGGCCGGCCGGGCAUGCAGCGCAGGCUAGGGCUUAGCAGUUCUGAGACAAGUUUCUUAAUUUGCCUUUCUCAGAGUGGCUCAGGAGUACAGAGACAGAAAAGAGUCACACUUAACUCCACAAGUGGAGCCACUGGAUUGGACGUACACCAUGUCAGUAAUAACAGACUUUGCCAGCGUGCUCUAACAAAGACCACAAAUGACUUUUGCUGCUACAUGUCACUCACAUCAGUGUGAGGAUGUUGUUAAGGAUGUCCAAACACAACAUUUUGGUGUGACCUUUACUUUUAUGUACAGAUAGAAAUUAAACAAUGAACUGAUCACAGAGAAGUGCAGGCUUUCUGAUUAGAUUUUGUAAAAGUAAACACACAAAGCAAGGAGAGCUGCAUGUUCUGUUUGUCCUCUCAGCUUCAGCUGGGUUUGCCUGCGAGCUCCACCUUAUUUUAAAGUGGAGCGAGUAUCUUCUAUCUUGGGGGGGUGAUGAUACUGCCCCUGCACUGAAUCACAGAUGCUGCCAACUGCCGAGUCCUGUUUUUAUAGAAGGCAUUUUGUGCUUGCUGAUGAGUUGGUGAAUAAAGCUUUCACCUAAAUGUGAUGGCUGCCAGCCGAGAUGACCAGAUUAUCAGAUUAAUUAGAGAAGACAGUCUAAUGGACCCUACAAAAUAAUGGCCUUGCAUUAUAAAGUGCACUUGGCAUAAAACUCCAUAACACGAAGUACCGUCAGCUCUUUUUCAUGCUUAUUUAUUGCAAAUACCUGUACUGUAUCUUUAGAAGGCAGUGUGCUGUGCAUGUUUUACUUUUGUAAUGAAAUAAAAUGUGAAACAGUA
Messenger RNA from Neolamprologus brichardi, 2604 nucleotides. NCBI's taxonomy places the organism in Eukaryota, Metazoa, Chordata, Actinopteri, Cichliformes, Cichlidae. The record is from RefSeq and is a predicted model, not a curated record.